CGCGCUUUCUUCACCCCGGGAUGGGGCAGAACCGCUCAUUUCAUUACCUAUAACGGGGCGUCAGGCUCAAUACAAUAUGAAAUGGGUUCUCGAAUCCUUUUGGCUCGAACUCCACAUAGCUGGCCGUUCACAGUUCUAUUCAUUGCUGGGAAAGAGGAAAAUGAGUGGUCACUUGAAAUAAUCGCUGGCAAAGCACAUGUGGUUGUCGUUAAUAAUGGAGACGUUAAAUCUCUGGUGGAUGGCGAAAAACUCGUGUCUUUGCCCUUGCGCCUAGAAACUGGCUUAAAGGACAACUUUCUUAUAGUGACUCGAUCCGGCCGCGACAACUUGAUUGUCCAAGCAUUUUCCAAUCAAGAUAAGUCCCAGACAGAUGAUAGCUUUAUGGAGAUUUCUAGUGCUCGACUUCUAGAGCUUCGAAUCACCUUAGAUGGCUUAGAGACGGGCCAGACUCGACGAGCUGUCUAUCUGGCUGCUGGGCAAGCUUGGCAUAACCGCCUUGUCGGACUGUUAGGAAGAAAUGAUAACGAAAAGUACACUGAUUAUGUGCCCAUUAAUAGAAAGCUAAUCUCAGAGUCAAGUGGUCUAAGCAGAUUCUGUCUCAAUGGUUGCAGCAUGGUAAGUAACAUAAUGGAAGUAGUCUUAUAG
This is a messenger RNA of Protopolystoma xenopodis, 645 nucleotides long. NCBI's taxonomy places the organism in Eukaryota, Metazoa, Platyhelminthes, Monogenea, Polystomatidea, Polystomatidae. The record is from the annotation of a GenBank genome assembly.